Molecule: messenger RNA, 1415 nt
Organism: Prosopis cineraria
Lineage: Eukaryota; Viridiplantae; Streptophyta; Magnoliopsida; Fabales; Fabaceae
Product: isoliquiritigenin 2'-O-methyltransferase-like
Exons: 4
Coding region: 31-1191 (386 amino acids)
Biological process (GO): methylation
Molecular function (GO): O-methyltransferase activity; protein dimerization activity; S-adenosylmethionine-dependent methyltransferase activity
Source: RefSeq, a predicted model, not a curated record
CUGUAUAUAUGCUGCGAGGUGGAAAUAUACAUGCAAAGUCUUGCAAAGAUAGAAAAAUACACAAACAAAUUAAAACAAAAAAAGGAGAGAGAAACCAUGGCUUUUUUGAAUUCUAAAGAGACUCGUCCUAAUGAAGAGCAAGAGGAUUCAUAUGCUCUUUUGGCCAUGCUUCAGUGUUGUAGCCAAAUCUACUGUGCAGUUCUCAAAGCUUCACUUGAGCUUGACUUGUUUGACAUCAUAGCUAAGGAAGGAGGAAGACACGUUUCAGCUUCAGAAGUUGCCUCAAAGCUUCCAAGUUCAUCUCAGCACAAAGACUUGGCUUUCAGGAUCGAUCGUCUCUUGAGGCUUCUUGCAAGUCACUCUCUUCUGAAUUGUUCAGUUUGUGAGAAGGAAGAUGGUGACACUGAGAGACUCUAUUCGAUUUCUCCUGUGGGAAAGUACUUUGUUAGUCAUGGGGACGAUGAUAGUGGAUACUUGACUCUCUCAUUCAUUUGUCACAAGGCACUUAUGGAUGCUUGGAUGAAUUUUAAAGUGGCAAUUGUAGAGGAAGACAAUGACUUAUUCAAGAAAGUCCAUGGAAUGCCAAUGUACCGAUACGCUGAGAUAGAUCCAACAUGGAACAACAUUUUCAACAAAGCAAUGGCCAACCGUUGCAACAUAGAGAUGAGAAGAAUAUUAGAGAUAUACAAAGGAUUUGAGGGAAUAUCAACACUUGUUGAUGUUGGUGGUGGAACUGGCCAAAACCUCAAAAUGAUUGUCUCAAAGUAUCCUUCAAUCAAGGCCAUCAAUUUUGAUUUGCCCAAUGUUAUUCAAAAUGCACCACUUCAUCCAAGGAUCAAGCAUGUUGAAGGGGAUAUGUUUGAAAACGUUCCGAAAGGUGAUGCCAUUAUGUUGAAGGCUGUAUGCCACAAUUGGUCAGAUGAAAACAGCAUAAAAGUGCUGAGGAAAUGCUAUGAGUCGUUGCCAGAAAAAGGGAAGGUGAUAGUGAUGGAGUUCAUAAUGCCCGAAGAAAUUGGACCAACAAAGGAAGCCAAGUUCGUGGCAAGCUUGGACAACAUCAUGUUUCUUCAUGAUGGAGAAGAAAGAACUGAGAAAGAAUUUGAAUCUCUUUGCAAACAUUCUGGUUUUUCUGGUUUCAAAAUCGCUUGUCGUGCUUUCUCUGCUUUAGGAGUUAUGGAGUUCUACAAGUAAUUAUACAGAGUGAUCUUAUAUAACAUUCUCUUAUUUCAAAGGGUUUGUUUAGAGGUUUCUCUUAGUGUACUUGGUUUGAAUAUAUAUGAUAAGAAUAAAGUUACUAAAACUAACUAAAGCUAGUUCAAGUGGAUAGGAUGAGGUUGGACAUUAGUAAAUGUCCAAAGUUUAACUCCUCUUGGUGUAAUAACACAAAGAAUAAAAUAUUUUAUGUUGGGUUUGAA